Ectocarpus sp. CCAP 1310/34 is the source of this 1614-nucleotide messenger RNA. NCBI's taxonomy places the organism in Eukaryota, Phaeophyceae, Ectocarpales, Ectocarpaceae. The record is from the annotation of a GenBank genome assembly.
AUGUCGCGUUGCCACAUGAACGAGGAUGAUACCUUCUCGGCGACAGUAACCGCGUACUCCAAGGAAAUGGAAGCAGCCCUUGGCCAGAGGCGGAAAGGGAUGAGCCAGGCCUGGGAAGACGUGGAACGGGGCUGGCACGAGCUCAACCAAUGCAGAAUCGAUGCUGGCAUCACCAAACCCUUUGGCUCCCAGGAAGGCAUGCUGAGGUUGAACGUGGGUGGCUCGCAUUUGAGAUUCCGCCGCUGCGUCCUUGAUGGCAAGAAAGAACCGUCCGCUACCUGGGCCCUGGGCAACCUGUUCGAAAGCGUGUGGGACGACCGCCUCCCGCGAGACAGCGAUGGACGGAUCGUGCUGGACAAGUCCCCGGCUUGCGUCAAGGACCUCAUUCACUCGCUCAUAGAGAGCUCGGGAGCGGCACCGGGCUCCCUGCCCCGCGGUGAGACGUUAGCCCCAGACGAGAUGGCGUACCUGCCCCAUGUCGCCCGCGCUCUCGGGUUGUCCGCGUACAUACCUCUCCAGGGUAUGGAAGUAGUAGGCGGGACAACGAUCCUCAGCCACUGUGAGGUGGGGGAACUGACGGCAACGCUUCAGGGCUGGUGCCCUGGUAACCCCAACACCAUGCAACUGCUCUACCGCGCCUCUCGAGACGACUGGAGUCCGUACCCGUUUCAUGCUAGUUGCGGGAACAACAGCCCCAACACGAUCACGUUGCUAAGGGUUGGCGCCAGUGCAAGCAUCGUUGGCGGCUUCUCGAGCGUGCCUUGGAGUCCUCACGCAUACGGUGGGGAUUCGGUCAUGAGCUCUCUCGGGGCGUUCAUAUUCAUGCUCAAAGAUAGUGAUAUGGGAGGACCCAACAGCUUUCAGCCAGUGAAGUGGAGCAAGAGGGAUAACAACGGAGGAUACGACGUGGUUGUUGGUGCCAGUCGCGGACCUUUCUUUGGGCGAACCGACUUGGUCGUCAACUUCACCUACGUUCCCGUAACUCUUCAGGCACAGCCGUACAGUUACGACGUCCCGUCAGUCCCAGCGUUCCCUAAUCUCAACGGCCAAACUAUCACGGAAAUCGAGGUAUUUCAAGUGAACAUUUGCAAUGCAAUCGCCGGCGCCCUCAUGGAGGAGCGAAUCGCAUUGUACCAAGCCGAAGCCGAGCUCGAACAUGCACACAGCAAAGCGGCGGUAUCCGGCCGCGCGUUGGCUGCGGUGUACGGUCCCGAGGUUGCACGUGGUGCCAUCGAUACGGUGGUGGAGCUCAGCGUGCGGGGGACCAGAAUGACGACCUUACGCUCGACUCUGCGGGCCUGCCGCGAGUCCGCCCUCGCCGCUUUGUUCAACGAGGACAAGUGGCCGGCCACCGACAAGGACGUGGACGAGCAAGGCCGACGUCUGAUCAACUGCAGCCCUGCCGUGUUUCAGAAGGUUUUGGACGUGCUGCGCAUGAGAAAGCGCGCGGCCUGGGCGGCUUCUGACCGAGAAUCGGCACAUGUUCGUGUGGACGCAGCUGACCGCCCGGCGUUUGAUAGUUUUGUCAACAUGUUCUUCCCAGGCUUCGAGAACUUUAUCACGGACAUGGUCGUUCCUCAAGGGUCUGCCCGGAGCGGCCAGUGCACCUCGUGA